ACAGGUAAAGAAAUAUUUGUUCAGAUACAUAUUGCCAUUUAAUCAUGAGGUCCUUUUUAAUUGUGUUGUUCGUGGCUGUUGUUGGUAUUGCCGCCGAUAAGUAUACAACCAAGUAUGACAACGUUGAUUUGGAUGAAAUCGUCAAAAGUGAUCGUCUACUGAAAAACUACGUUAACUGUCUUUUGGAAAAAGGAAACUGCACCCCGGAUGGCGUUGAAUUAAAAAAGCAUCUUCCUGAUGCCCUACACACCGAAUGUUCCAAAUGCAGUGAAACCCAGAAAAAAGGCAGCAAAAAAAUUGUAAGACACCUUAUCGACAACAAACCCGAAUGGUGGAAGGAUUUGGAAGCCAAAUACGAUAAAGAAGGAACAUACAAAAAGAAAUACGAAGAAGAAAUUAAAGCUAAGAAAAAUUAGGAAAAUAUGUGUACUUAGUAAAAGAAAAUAAG
This is a messenger RNA of Brassicogethes aeneus, 448 nucleotides long. Lineage: Eukaryota; Metazoa; Arthropoda; Insecta; Coleoptera; Nitidulidae. The record is from the annotation of a GenBank genome assembly.